Penaeus chinensis is the source of this 1231-nucleotide messenger RNA. Its product is annotated as protein Wnt-10a-like. Gene Ontology annotation, biological process: multicellular organism development; canonical Wnt signaling pathway; cell fate commitment. NCBI's taxonomy places the organism in Eukaryota, Metazoa, Arthropoda, Malacostraca, Decapoda, Penaeidae. The record is from RefSeq and is a predicted model, not a curated record. The coding region runs from base 107 to 733 and encodes 208 amino acids. Gene Ontology annotation, molecular function: frizzled binding; cytokine activity. Gene Ontology annotation, cellular component: extracellular region. The transcript has 4 exons.
AGGCUACAGCGAGAGCGCCUUCGGCCACGCCAUCACGGCAGCUGGAGUCACCCACAGCGUCGCCCGCGCAUGCGCAGCUGGGCGCCUCCAUAACUGCUCCUGCGGCAUGGUACGAGGCAAGAGAGCGUGGAAGUGGUCCGGAUGCCACGACAACACCCGGUUCGGUGCCAGGUACUCGAGGCACUUCCUGGACGUGCGGGAGAGAGCCAAGGAUAUGAUUUCAUUCACGCACCUCUAUAACAACGAGGUCGGCAGAAAGCUGGUCCGCCGCAACAGAGAAGUCCGAUGUAAGUGCCACGGGAUGUCCGGCUCCUGCGAAGUCCGGACUUGCUGGAAGGCCGCCCCUGACUUCCGCAUAGUGGGCGACAUGCUGAAGGAGAAGUACUGGAAGGCGAAGUCGGCAGCUAGUGAAGUCUUCGGGAAUUCGGCCAACACGGCGAGCAUGUACCGGCCCGUCAGGAGGGAGAUCAGCCCGGACUCCCCUCUGCUGUAUGUCGAGCGGUCCCCUACGUUCUGCGAAGUCGACGGUCGCCUCGACGUGGCCGGGACGGAGGGUCGACACUGCAACCGUAACUCGACGGGUCCGGACUCGUGCGAUUCCCUGUGUUGCGGCCGCGGCUACGACCAGCAGCGGCAGAAGGUCAGCCGGAAGUGCCACUGCCGUUUUAAGUGGUGCUGUCAUGUCACUUGUCAAGACUGCUCCGAGGAGAAGUGGAUUUCCGUGUGCAAGUGAACUCGAUGAAGACUUAAUCGUGAUUCAAAUUUUCCUUCGAGAGGUGCAGUCGUUCUGAUCCGAGACUAUGAGAGACCUUCGACGUUCUCUGUGCCAUGGAUUAUAAUUACGCACAGUGCUUGAGACAGACAAAGUGCUUGAAAGAGAAAGAGACAGAUAGAGAGAGAAAGAGAGAGAUAACAGAUAUAUUAAUGCAGUGCGAAUAGUGCUUAACGAAUAGAAACAUUGGUCGUGCUUUGUCGAAGGACCCAAGACACACAAGGAAAAUGUCAAAAGUUGAAACAAUACUUAAGGACUUAUUGAUAUAUUUAGGUCAAAGACUUCUACAAAACUAUUUCCUAUGGCGAUUCUGGUUGUGACUUCAGGAUGACAUCAGUACUUGGCUAUCGUGGAAUCUAAAUGUAAAUACAAUAUUUAAGUAUCCUUGAAAAGAAAUGCAGCAUUUAUUGCAGAAAUCCGAAUAGCAAGUGUCAAGUGCAAAUAAUAUUUUUUGAUAAA